ACCUGUCAUCUGUGACCUGCUCUGUGACCUGCUCUGUGACCUGCUCUGUGACCUAGUUUCUUACUGGACUGCAUGGAUUACCUCAGGACCUGUUGAAGUAACUACACGACUUGGAAUAAUGAGGGAUAGAGGGAGUCACGUGACAGAGGUUACGGUGGACAUGGCUAGAUGAGGCGGUCAGCUGAGGGGAGGAAAAUGCGAUGGUUGGACGGCAGCGUACAUGCCCUGGCGUGGACGGCCGUGCUGUUUCUACAGAGUAGGACGUCACUGGUUGUAGGGGACAAGAGUUAUCCUCCUGAGUUGAUGACGCACACCAAACGUUUUACUAAAAACGCGCUGGAGGUCCACGGGUUGGUCCAGAUCCGGCUGUCCCAGGAGACGAACGGCUCGUGGGUCGGGUACAUCGACAACUCCAUCAAGACCAAGGAUGACGUGGGUGCUCUCUACUACGUCGUCGCCGUUAUCUUCAUCUACGGCCUGUCCAUCGUCAUGAUGAUCGCAUCGCACAUACGGAAAAACAAGCAGGACAAUCAGCUGAGGACAUACUUAAAGGAGAUGGCGAAUCUUAGAAAAUCCGACCGACGGGAAAAAGUUCUCAGUAAAAUGAACGACCUCGCCAACCGCAGGAAAAAUCAAGAGGCUAUUGAGGCCAAGCAGAAGUUAGAAGAGAAACUCAAGGACAUCGGCGACAACGAGACGGACAAAAUGGCGGCGACAGCGAGGAAGAAAGACCCGGCUGAGGACAACACAGACUCCGUGUUCCUGCCCGCCGACUUUUGCAUCCCGCCCCUCCAGGGCAAGCCGGCAGACAGCGACAGACUGAGCGACAACAGCUCGUACAGGAAUCUCAGUAUCAGCAGCCGGGGGUCGGUCAGGAACAGCAGUACAGGAUCUUUUGCCCCCAGUAACGUGCCUUCAAACGUCAACUCCCCCUCCGAGACUCGCCCCAGCCCAACAGAACGAACCGGACCCAAGAGAGUGAGGUCCCCUAAUUUCCAUGACUACAGACGCUGGAAAAGAGCAGACAAUCGAGUAUUAAAUAUACCCGAGUGCAAGACGGUGAGAAUUCAGGAGGACAGGUUAUCUCCCUGUGAUCAGAGGUCAACGCCCCCAGACAGCCCCUCAAGCACAAGCGAGUAUCGAACUUCAGGUCGAAAGUGGCGAGAGAGAUCGCCUACCAGCCAUGAUGCCCGGCCAUCGAAGUGGAGCAAGCAAAACAACCUUCACCCGAACAGGGGUCAUCGUCUGUCAGACGGCAAGGUCAAUGAGCUCAAACAAAGUUUUCCCGCCAGUUUUCACAUCGUCAAUGAAGACGCCGUUUUAUGACAACAGCAUUUGGCGGUGCUUAGUUGAUUUCCGGUCGUCGAGCGCACGAGGUUAGGCCAAGUCCCUCUCGUUUCGUAACACAGCAAACACGGCUUUAAACUUAAACGGGCAGGCCUUUCAUAAAAAAAAAAGUGCGGAUCGCCUUAACCCAUUCGUUGUCGUGAGGGCACAGCAGACUUCUUUUGAAGAGAACUUGCGAUUCCAAGCUACCACACCAGCUGCGAACAACCUUAUGUGAUUCAAUAUUUGUCAUUUUUAAGGCAUACAAUCAAACGUUAUCCAAAUUUGUGAGACUUAAGUACAAUCACAGAACCGUUUACAACCAUCAGCACAUUGUAAACAAACAACAUUCUGCGAAUAUUCACAUGUAUUUUUAUGCGUAAAUGUAUUUUGGUGACUGCAGUGAUGUAAAAAGAAGAAAAAAAAAACACCUCAUUCUUCUCGAUAUUGGGGACGAUAUAAUUUUCUGUCAAUAUUCCAUGGACUAGUAAAUAUUUCAACAGAAGCAGCGUCCGUUAUAAAUACAAACGUCCGAGCUGGAUUAGAGUUUCAGUAUCCGUGUAUCGAUUUGAAUGAUAUCGUAAACAUUGUAUAUUGUAUACAGUUAGGCUUGGAUCAAAUUGCGCACGAAUAUAGUUCGUAUCCUUUACCUCAUUUUGUGAACAUAAAUGUAUUUUUGUCUUUGUUAAAGCAAAUUAUUAUGAUGAAGAUACCAUGUUGGUCUACGGUGUCAUCCAUAAAUGACGUCACGCUUUUUGGAAGAUUUUUACACCCCCUCCCAACUUCAUUUUUUAAAACAUUAUUUCUUUCGAAAUUGUUGACUAAAUUCGGUUAACGUUGAGUAUUUGUAUCCAUUUCUUUACAAUUAAAAAAAAAAGAAAGAAAAAUGUUAUUAAAAAAUGCGAAAUAAUGGCUAAAAAUUCAGCUUCUAAAAUUACCUUUUUUUUCAAAUGCGAAGGUGUGACGUCAAACUACCUGAACACCCUCCCUCCCACGUGUCUGUCUAUUAAUUUUCACAGGAAAAGUUAAUUUUUUUUAAGCACAGUUCCUAUCAAUCCCCAAAGGAAUAGCAAAUAUUUUUUAGGCAAAAUGUGUCAUUGAUGCCCAUACGACCAUCUUAUGGUAAUCUUGUAAAUUGUGAUUGUCGGGAUUAUAAAAAUGUCAAUCACACUUCUAUUUUAUAAUGCUAAUAUUUAUAUUAAUAUUGCUAUCAAUUGUAUUUACGAACAGUAUAAUUAAAGAAUUUUAAGUCUGCUAGCUUGAUUUUACAACAAGACAAUUGUUUCCUUUUUU
Messenger RNA from Physella acuta, 2619 nucleotides. RefSeq lists its product as uncharacterized. The record is from RefSeq and is a predicted model, not a curated record. Lineage: Eukaryota; Metazoa; Mollusca; Gastropoda; Physidae.